AUGGUAGCUGCUCUCACGGCCCUCCGCUUCGGCGGUAGGCAUCUCGCUGCCCGCCAGACUCAAGCCGCAGCUCUGCUACGAACCACUCCUCGCCAGCUGUCGCCGCUGACUGCCUGUCGCCAAUGCCUCCGCUCUGCUACCUCUCGUACCUACCGUGGUACCGCCGGUGUCUACCGCAGCGUCCACUCCAGCGCCGCUGGUGGUGCGACUGAUAUCCAACAGCCACUAGACAGCUUCCCCCGUCGACACAUUGGGCCCUCGCAGUCGUCUGCUGAGGAGAUGCUGAGCGUGCUGGAUCCUCCGGCAAAAACCCUCGACGAGUUCGUGCAUCAGGUGCUGCCAGCAGAUAUCCUCUCGGCUAAAGAGCUCGGCCUAGCGGACCCGAAGGAGACCGCCACUAAAUUGCCGCGGGACGGCCUGCACGGCGGCCUGGGCGAGUCGGACAUGAUCAAACUGUUUGAGGCGUACAAGAAGGACAUCGAUACUACCGGUCGGUCACACAUUGGAUGCGGAUACUAUGGCACCAUCGUUCCCCCAGUCAUCCAGCGGAACGUCCUUGAGAACCCCAUCUGGUACACCAGCUACACUCCUUACCAGCCCGAGAUCAGUCAGGGCCGUCUUGAGUCUCUGCUCAACUUCCAGACCCUUACCUCUGACCUCACCGGUCUACCUGUUGCCAAUGCCUCCGUUCUCGACGAAGCUACUGCCGCCGCAGAGGCCAUGACCAUGUCCUGGGCUGCCCUCCCGGCUAGCAAACAAAAGCAGGCCGGAAAGGCCUUCGUUGCCUCCCACCUAUGCCACCCGCAGACUCUUGCUGUCAUGAAGUCUCGUGCCCAGGGAUUCGGUAUCAACCUGGUUGUUGGUGACAUUAUGGCCGAUGACUUCAAGCUUGUCAAAGAUCAGGGAGACAAGUUGAUCGGUGUUCUGGCUCAGUACCCCGAUACUGAGGGUGGUGUCUACGACUUCCAGGCUCUUGGAAACCAGAUUCACGAGCAGGGAGCUAUGUUCAGUGUUGCUACUGAUCUGCUUGCUUUGACUGUCCUCAAGGCCCCCGGAGAGUUUGGUGCUGACAUUGCCUUCGGUAACUCCCAGCGGUUCGGUGUUCCCAUGGGCUUUGGUGGCCCUCAGGCUGCCUUCUUUGCCUGCACUGAGAAGAACAAGCGAAAGAUCCCCGGCCGCAUCGUCGGCGUCUCCAAGGACAGACUAGGAAACCGUGCCUUGCGUCUUGCCCUCCAGACUCGUGAGCAGCAUAUCCGUCGUGAGAAGGCUACCAGCAACAUCUGUACUGCCCAGGCACUUCUUGCAAACAUGUCGGCCUUCUACGCAGUGUACCACGGGCCCAAGGGCCUCAAGGCUAUUGCCGAGCGUACCAUGUCUCUCACUGCUUUGCUAAAGGCCAAAUUGGUUGCUCUUGGCUUCAACGUUCCUACCAGAGGCAACGCUGGGGGCGAAGGUGUCGCUUUCGACACUCUUGUCAUUGACACCAGCUCUCAAGCCGAAGCCGACUCUCUCAUGGACGCAGCGCUCGCUUCUUCUCUCUACCUCAGACGAGUUGGCUCCUCCAAGGUUGGUGUCUCCCUCGACGAGACCAUGGGAGUGAGUGACGUCGAGAAGUUGCUCUCGGUGUUUGUCAAGUUCUCUCCCUACCAAGGCGCCGAAACCAUCGACCUGUCCAAGGAUGUUCAGCCAGUUGAGAUCCCUGAGGCCGUCAAGCGAACCUCAUCUUAUCUUACCCACCCAGUCUUCAACAGCCACCAUUCUGAGACCGAGAUGCUUCGAUACAUCCAGCACCUUGGAUCCAAGGAUCUCUCCCUUGCUCACUCCAUGAUCUCUCUCGGCUCUUGCACUAUGAAGCUUAACGCCACCACUGAAAUGCUGCCCAUUACCUGGCCUGAGUUCUCCUCCAUCCAUCCUUUCACUCCCACUGCCUCAGUCAAGGGCUACAUCGAUAUGAUCGAGGAUCUUGAGAAACAAUUGGCCAACAUCACCGGUAUGGCCGAGGUUACCAUCCAGCCCAACUCUGGUGCCCAGGGUGAAUUUGCCGGAUUGAAGGCCAUCAAGAAAUACCACGACAGCAACGGCCAGCCCGGAAAGCGUAACAUCUGCUUGAUCCCAGUUUCUGCCCACGGAACUAACCCAGCCAGUGCUGCCAUGGCCGGAAUGCGCGUCGUCCCCGUCAAAUGCGACACUGCAACCGGCAACCUCGACGUUGCUGACCUUCGUGCUAAGUGUGAGAAGCAUAAGGAUGAACUCGGUGCCAUCAUGAUCACAUACCCUAGCACAUACGGUGUGUUUGAGCCCAGCAUCAAGGAGGUCUGCCAGGUUGUCCAUCAAUACGGUGGCCAAGUCUACAUGGACGGCGCCAACAUGAACGCCCAGAUCGGUCUUUGCUCGCCGGGUGAAAUCGGCGCUGAUGUCUGCCAUCUCAACCUCCACAAGACCUUCUGUAUCCCCCACGGUGGCGGUGGUCCUGGUGUUGGUCCCAUCGGCGUUGCAGAGCACCUCCGUCCAUUCCUCCCUUCGCAUCCUCUCAAUGACCACUUGCUUGCCAAGCGACCUGCAUCUGUAGACUCUCCCCCCAUCAGCGCUGCACCCUUCGGCAGCGCAAGCAUCCUUCCCAUCACUUUGGCAUACAUCAACAUGAUGGGCGCCAGAGGCCUCACCCACGCAACUAAGGUUACCCUGCUCAACGCCAACUAUAUUCUCUCCAGACUAAAGCCUCAUUUCCCCAUCCUGUACACCAAUGCCAACGGCCGAUGCGCUCACGAGUUCAUCCUCGAUGUCCGCCAGUUCAAGGCCAGCGCGGGAGUUGAAGCCAUCGACAUCGCCAAGCGACUACAGGACUACGGCUUCCAUUCGCCAACCAUGUCGUUCCCAGUUGCCAACACUCUCAUGAUUGAGCCUACCGAGUCCGAGAGCAAGGCUGAGCUCGACCGCUUCUGCGAUGCCCUCAUCUCCAUCCGUGGCGAGAUCGCUGCCAUUGAACGAGGCGAACAGCCAAAGGAGAAUAACGUUCUUAAGCUCGCUCCUCACACCCAGAGAGAUCUGCUCACCACAGAGUGGGACCGUCCAUACACCAGAGAGGCCGCUGCAUAUCCUCUCCCUUGGCUACUAGAGAAGAAAUUCUGGCCCACAGUUGCAAGAGUUGACGAUGCAUUCGGUGACCAAAAUCUAUUCUGCACCUGCGGACCUGUGGAAGACGCCACCGACUAG
Messenger RNA from Nannizzia gypsea CBS 118893, 3213 nucleotides. Its product is annotated as glycine dehydrogenase. Gene Ontology annotation, molecular function: glycine binding; glycine dehydrogenase (decarboxylating) activity; pyridoxal phosphate binding. NCBI's taxonomy places the organism in Eukaryota, Fungi, Ascomycota, Eurotiomycetes, Onygenales, Arthrodermataceae. Gene Ontology annotation, biological process: glycine decarboxylation via glycine cleavage system. The transcript is spliced from 2 exons. The record is from RefSeq and is a predicted model, not a curated record. Gene Ontology annotation, cellular component: glycine cleavage complex; mitochondrion. Bases 1 to 3213 code for a protein of 1070 amino acids.